GACAGCUACAGAAGUCCAACUCAUUGUGAAUUCCCAUUGGACUCUUUACAAUACCUCUUCAUCUCUCUCUCUGUCUAUGGCGUGUAUCUUUUGAAUACUAACUCCUCUUCUACGCGUGAUUUCCAUUUAUAUAUACAUAUAUAUAUUGAUACGCACAAACGCACGCGCGCAGCGGCGGAGGAGACUCGGCUCUAUUGGCGUUUAUCACUAGAAAUGGCCGCCGCCGCUCUUCGACUUCGGCUUCUGCUCCUCUGCAUAUUGCCAGCAGGUUUGUUCAUCGGCGGCAUUCAAAGCCUAGACAUGGGAAUCAACUACGGCCAGAUCGCCAACAACCUCCCGCCGCCAUCCCGAGUCUCGUACCUCCUCCGCUCCCUCAACAUUACCCGCGUCAAGCUCUACGACGCCGAUCCCAAAGUCCUCACCGCCUUCGCCAACACCGGCGUCCAAUUCAUCAUCGGAUUAGGCAACGAGUACCUCCAGAAAAUGACCGAUCCCGCCCAAGCCCAAUCCUGGAUCCAGCAGCACGUGCAGCCCUACAUUUCCCAGACAAAGAUCACGUGCAUCACCGUCGGCAACGAGGUCCUCACCGGCAACGACACUCAGCUCAUCUCCUACCUUCUCCCAGCAAUGCAGACUGUCAGCUCAGCCCUAUCAACUCUCGGCCUAAGCAAGCAGAUAUACGUAACAACCGCACAUUCCUUCGGCAUCCUAAGCAGCUCCUUCCCGCCUUCCUCCGGCGCAUUCAGACAGGACCUCAUCCAAUACAUUCAGAGUAUUCUCAACUUCCAUUCGCAGACCGGCUCCCCUUUCCUCAUCAAUGCAUAUCCGUUCUUCGCCUACAAGGACAGUCCGGGGGAGGUGUCGCUCGACUACGUGCUCUUCCAGCCCAAUCCCGGGAUGCUCGACCCUGCCACGAACCUGCAUUACGACAACAUGCUGUAUGCACAAAUCGAUGCAGUCUACUCAGCAAUCGGAUCCUUGGGACACAACAAUAUACAAGUUAAGGUAUCCGAGACAGGAUGGCCUUCCAAGGGUGAUCCUAAUGAGGUUGGGGCUACACCAGAAAACGCUCGGUUAUACAACGGGAACUUGUUAAACCGAGUGCUACAAAACCAAGGGACUCCAGGCAAGCCAUCAGUUCCAGUCGACAUCUUUGUUUUUGCACUCUUUAAUGAGGAUUUAAAGCCCGGGCCGACCUCCGAGAGGAACUACGGAUUGUACUACCCCAACGGCAUUCCAGUCUAUAACAUCGGAUUGCAGGGGUAUUUGCCGCGUAUGGAUUAUUCAAGCUCUACCAAAAAAGUGUUACUUCUCUUCAAUUUCUUCCUUCCUAUAGUUUUUUCGAUGGUUAUUACAUCGAUCCAAAGAUAGCGAAGGAGCCAUGAGUCUGAAGUGAUCAAUGCCAAAGCACUUGUCUUUGGGAAAUUAAAUUCAAAAGGUGAAGCAGGAUUUUGCUACUUGUAGUGGACAGAGGUUCUUACAGCAGUCAAAGUGUUAAACCCCCUCAAACAGAAAGGAUUUCAUUCAUUGGAGAUUCGGACAUUGUUUUAGGAGAUUCAUUACAUUACUCUACUUAGAGGUACAAAAAUAAAAGAAAAAGGUUUCAUUGGGGGUUGAGGCUAAGUUAUUGUACGCAUAGAGAGAGAGAGAUAGAAGACAUUUGAGUUUGUGAAAUUUUCUACUGACACCCAUCAUAUGUAUUUUGUAUGUAUGUAUAAUCAAUCAAUCAAUCAAUCAAUCUUAUUUAUAUUAAGACCUCAAA
Andrographis paniculata is the source of this 1762-nucleotide messenger RNA. Its product is annotated as glucan endo-1,3-beta-glucosidase 14. Gene Ontology annotation, cellular component: plasma membrane. The coding region runs from base 214 to 1371 and encodes 385 amino acids. Lineage: Eukaryota; Viridiplantae; Streptophyta; Magnoliopsida; Lamiales; Acanthaceae. Gene Ontology annotation, biological process: carbohydrate metabolic process. Gene Ontology annotation, molecular function: hydrolase activity, hydrolyzing O-glycosyl compounds. The record is from RefSeq and is a predicted model, not a curated record. The transcript is spliced from 4 exons.